GACUUCAUCAUGGCGGAUGUAUCAAGGGAACAUUUAUUUAAGUCCAAAAACAAUCGUACCCACAAUAAAGAAAAGCAUAAAGAACGUAAACAUGGUUCUCAUCAUAAAGACAAUGAUAUAGAAAACGACAGUAAGCAUGGUUUUAGGACUAAUCAUAAAAAGGAAUCUUCCUACAAAGACAUCAAGCACAAAGCUCACGAUCACAACGAUAGAAAACACGACGAGAGAAAAAUACAUUUUACUCAAUCUCAAGAUGAUCGUUACAUUUCCUAUCGUUCAAACGAAAGAAAUCACCAUUCUUCAUAUCGCCACGAGAAACAUGAAAACGUUGAUGAAAAUUUUAAGGACUCUACUUGCAACAAUGACAGAUAUUCAAAUAAACACUCUGGAAAUAAUUAUGGGCGUUCGUCAUAUAAUGAAACACAAUGUGACGAACGUAGCACAAAUAAUGAACGAUUUGUUACAUUCAAUCGCUCUGCUCAUUCUGAUAAUGAUGAAUGUGUUGCCAGUCUAUGGCAAAAAAUAGAUUACCUAAGUAAUCAGGUAGAUGUGCUUACUCAAGAAAAUGAAAAAUUAAAAUACAGUUUGAAUAUGAGGCAUAUGGCACAUGAGGAUCCACAUUCAGAAGUGACUAUAAUUUUCCGAAAUAAAGAUUUUGAAGAGAGAUUUUUACCAAUUUUAACUGAGUUAGCUUCGGAUUUAAUUCAAGGUCAUAUUACUGUAGAUGAACUCAGAGAUAUCAAAUUCUCUAAAUAUAAUUCUCUUGAUGAAAGGGAAAGUAUUAAAGAUUUUCCUGAGGGAGAAUUAUUUCAGCUAGAUAAUUCAACUACAGAGCCUAAUGAAAAUCCACAUGUUCCAAAAUAUGAAACAAGUUUUUUAGAAGUUUUAGAAGAUGAAGACGGAAAAAUCAAAUUGGAUAAAAAAAGUGAGAAACCAAAAUUUCGAAAGGUUUGUUUUAACUGUGGUGAAGAUCAUUUUAUCAGCAAGUGUCCUCACAAAAUAAAUUAUUAUAAAGUAGCUAAUGCCAAAAAACAUCAAAGGGGUCCACCUCCUACUGUGCGUUAUCAUCUAAAUAAAGAACAAGGUGAAUCUGGAUUCAAACCUGGUAUCUUAAGUAAUGAACUUAGAGAAGCUUUAGGCUUAAAGACAGACCAAAUUCCUUUAUACAUAUAUCGCAUGAGGCUUAUAAAUUAUCCACCUGGUUGGUUACAAGAAGCAAUGGUUGAAACUUCUGGCAUUGCUGUGUAUGAUUCCAGUGACUCUGUGCUCAGAAAUGAAAAUGAGGAAAAUGCUGACUUAACUAUGAAUAGGUCUGAAAUCCGUUAUGAUCCAGCUAAAUUUAUAGAUUUCCCUGGAUUUAAUGUUCCUCUUCCAUCAGAUUAUGUUGAUGAAUGCUAUAAAUUAGGAUUUCCACCAAUGCAAGAACAUCAUCUGCGAUCAUAUGUUGAACAGAAUAUGCCAAAGUUGGAUAUACGACCUAAUCGUAAGAGAAAAUUACAGUUGAAAAUCGAGGGUUCUAAUAAGAUUCAACGAUGUGAUGAAGACAUGGAUUUGGAUGAAGAUUUAGGCGAAACAUUCUUACAAUUCACUCCUCCAUUACCACAAGAUGCUCCACCUCCUCCACCUCCUGAGGAUGCUCCUGAACCACCUCUUGAGGAGGAAACUCCUGAACCUCCUCCUGAGGAGAAAGCACCUGAAUCUCCUCCUGAGGAUGCCCCAGAACCACCUUUUGAAGAAACCAAUAGAACUGUAGCCUCUCACGAUUCAGAUUCUGGCUGUAAUACUCCUAUGUCAGAUUCAAUUAUGGAAGCACUAGCACCCGUAGUUGAAAGAUUCAAAAUGGAAGAUUUAGAUUCAGCUGAUGUUCAUAGUUCUUCACCAUCGUUAAAAGAAUUAGAAGAGAUGAAAAAACGUUUGGUUAUGGAAUUGGGCAUUGUGUCAGAAUGUUCUAGUCCAGGUGUCCAAGAUGACAGCCAAGCUAUUGCUUCAGAUCCAGAAGAAUUAAAUCCUAGUUCCGACUCUAGAUGUUCUUUUCCGUGUCAAGACAGUAGCAAUGAUUUAUCUAAUUUCAGUGAUAGUAGUUCCUGUGCUACAGCUGUGGAAAUCGGUCAGUCAUCUGGUACUGUUCAAAGGAGUGAAAGUGUCUGUAGUAAAUCAAAACAGAUGACAUUAGGUACACCAUCACUUUCGAGACACAGUUCUUAUCAGAAAUUACCAGACUAUGAUAAAUUUGCUCAAAAUGUCACUUCACACAUUUGCUUUGAAAAUUUGCCAAAUUCUACAGGAACUUAUGAAAAAAUGAAGAAAGUAUUGAAAAAAGUUAAAGAAAAGUUUAAUGCAUUGAUGCCAUGAUUUUUUUUUGUCACUUAAUAUCAAUUUUCCUUUGUAUAUAUGUUCUAUGC
Argiope bruennichi is the source of this 2402-nucleotide messenger RNA. Its product is annotated as zinc finger CCHC domain-containing protein 8-like. Bases 10 to 2352 code for a protein of 780 amino acids. The transcript is spliced from 13 exons. The record is from RefSeq and is a predicted model, not a curated record. NCBI's taxonomy places the organism in Eukaryota, Metazoa, Arthropoda, Arachnida, Araneae, Araneidae. Gene Ontology annotation, molecular function: RNA binding. Gene Ontology annotation, cellular component: catalytic step 2 spliceosome.